CUCUGACCUCAGUUUACGGUGUAUUUUUUGUGAAGCGCAUAGCUGCUGACGGCGCCAUAUUGAAAGACGUAAAUACUUUGAUAAAACGGUUAAAAACUCGACUUUCCGCGCCAUGCUGUACUUAGAGGAUUAUUUGGAGAUGAUCGAGCAGUUACCCAUGGAUCUCCGCGACAGGUUUACGGAAAUGAGGGAGAUGGACCUGCAGGUUCAAAAUGCCACAGACCAGCUGGAGCAAAAGGUAAUUGAGUUUUUUGUCAAUGCCAAGAAGAACAAACCAGAGUGGAGAGAAGAGCAGAUGGAGGUUAUCAAGAAGGAUUACUACAAAGCUUUGGAAGAUGCAGAUGAGAAAGUACAACUGGCCAAUCAGAUUUAUGAUCUGGUGGACCGUCACCUGCGUAAACUGGACCAGGAACUAACCAAGUUUAAGAUGGAACUGGAGGCUGACAAUGCCGGUAUCACAGAGAUUCUGGAAAGACGGUCUUUAGAGAUGGACAGUCCGUCUCAGCCGGUCAAUAACCACCAUGUCCACUCUCACACCACAGCCGAGAAGAGAAAGUACAACACGCCAUCUCAUCACACAACUGAACACAUUCCAGAGAAGAAGUUCAAGUCUGAAGCUUUGCUGUCCACACUCACAUCUGAUGCUGCAAAGGAGAAUGUUCCAGGUUGCCGAACCAACAGCACAUCUGCAUCCUCCACCAACAACGUGUACAGCGUGAACUCCUCCCAGCCGCUGGCCUCCUAUAACCUGAGCUCUCUGCCGGCGGGGCCUGGGGCCGGUGCUGGGGCCAUCACCAUGGCGGCUGCUCAGGCUGUCCAGGCCACUGCACAGAUGAAAGAAGGCAGGAGAACGUCCAGUCUGAAGGCGAGCUAUGAGGCCAUCAAAAACAACGACUUCCAGCUGGGCAGAGAGUUUUCUCUAUCCCGGGACACAACAGGCUACACCUCCUCCUCUGCUCUGGCCUCCACCCUCACGCAGACCCUCACCCCGUCCGCCUCCUCUGACUCCCGGGGCCGCAAGUCCAAAAGCAGCAUUAAGGCUUCCAGUCAUCAGUCCUCUUCAUCCUCCUCCUCAUCCUCACUGUCAUCCUGCUCAUCAUCAUCAGCACUGGCUCAGGAGCUUUCCCAGCAGGCCUCAGCAUUACCUGAGGCUGAGGCCAACAGCCAGGUAGACUGGACCUAUGACCCCAAUGAGCCCCGAUACUGUAUCUGUAACCAGGUGUCUUAUGGAGAAAUGGUCGGCUGUGAUAACACAGACUGUCCAAUCGAGUGGUUCCAUUACGGCUGUGUUGGCCUGACGGAGGCGCCAAAGGGCAAGUGGUACUGCCCCCAGUGUACAGCCGCCAUGAAGAGGAGGGGCAGCCGCCACAAAUAGACUGAACAGUGUGUUUGUUUUUUAAACUCUCAGCCUGUCUACAAAUGUGGUACAGCACAGAGUAGAGGUCAAAGGUCAAAGCAGGAUGUUGCAUUUGUUGGCAGGAGAUUUUUAAAUGUGAUCUGUGAUACAAGAAGUGGGUGGAGUUAAAAGUAAAAAGUCAAACUUC
This is a messenger RNA of Thalassophryne amazonica, 1544 nucleotides long. It is a transcript of the gene ing3, whose product is annotated as inhibitor of growth family, member 3. Gene Ontology annotation, cellular component: NuA4 histone acetyltransferase complex. The record is from RefSeq and is a predicted model, not a curated record. The transcript is spliced from 12 exons. NCBI's taxonomy places the organism in Eukaryota, Metazoa, Chordata, Actinopteri, Batrachoidiformes, Batrachoididae. Gene Ontology annotation, biological process: regulation of DNA-templated transcription. The coding region runs from base 113 to 1375 and encodes 420 amino acids.